GGGGGGGGGGGGGGGGGGGCUAGGAAGACGACCACCUCUCGGAUAUCCGUGGACAUGGCGCUGGAGAGGAGACUGGACCUGCUGCUCGGACUUGUCUUGCUUGUGCAGUGUGUCCACGACGCCGGAGCCCAGACCGGGGUCGCUUACUCCUAUGUGCAUGGUAGGCAAGUGGUGAAAGAGGAUGUGGCCGUGGACAUGAAAACACAUGCGCACCGCUGGAGGAGAUGGCUUCCGAACAGCCUGCGGAAUAAGGACAGUAACAGGGCCAGUCAGGAGCAGGAACGUGACAAAGAGGAAGCGGCGCAAGAAGAAGAGGCCGAGCGCUUCCCGGACCUGUUGUCCGUCGAGGACACUGGCAACAGCUCACAAAUUGAGGAGGACACAGAUCACAACUACUACACAUCCAAAAUUUACAGCCCGGCGGAGCCAACAAGCAGUGGUUUGUGGGUAAACAUUGAGCAGAUGGACAAGGAGAAAGUGAAGAUACAUGGGAUUCUGUCCAACACGCACAGACAAGCAGCAAGAGUCAAUCUGUCCUUCGAUUUCCCUUUUUACGGACAUUUUCUCCGUGAGAUCACCGUGGCAACUGGCGGGUUCAUUUACACAGGCGACGUGGUGCACCGGAUGCUAACCGCAACACAAUACAUCGCCCCCCUUAUGGCCAACUUCGACCCGAGCGUGUCCAGAAACUCGACUGUCAUCUACUUCGACAACGGUACGGCUCUGGUGGUGCAGUGGGACCACGUUCACCUGCAGGACAACUACAACCUAGGCAGCUUCACGUUCCAGGCCACGCUGCACGACACUGGACGCAUUGUCUUUGCUUACAAAGAGAUCCCGGUAGAACUGUCACAGAUAAGCCCAGUCAACCACCCAGUGAAAGUGGGCCUCUCGGACGCUUUUGUGGUAGUCCACAAAAUCCAGCAGAUCCCCAAUGUGAGGCGGCGGACCAUCUACGAGUACCACCGUGUGGAGCUGACCAAGACAAGGAUCACCAACUCCUCUGCGGUGGAAUUUACACCGUUGCCCACGUGUCUCCAGUUCACAACCUGUGGAACGUGCAUCUCCUCUCAGGUUAACUUCAACUGCAGCUGGUGCCAUCGACUCAACAGAUGUUCCAGUGGAUUUGACCGUCAUCGGCAGGACUGGGUGGACAACAACUGUCCAGAUGAGACAAAGGACAAAAUGUGUGACAUAAUUGACACCACAUACCUCUACCCCUUCACCACAUCUGUUGGCGCCAAGACCACACCCAGAAAAAAAGAGGCCCAACCCUCGACUUCACAGCCCCCCACCAGCGCCCCAACUGAAGAUGAUACCAAGAUUGCGCUGCAUCUCAGAGAAAAUCAAGUGAUGCCAGCAGACAGCACGGUGGACCGUACGACGGGCGCACAUCCUCUGCACACAGGUUUGAUCCUGGGCGUCCUGCUGGUGAUGCUCAUCAUGGUGGCGGGGGUGAUGGUCACCGUCUACAUCUACCAUCACCCGACGUCGGCCGCCAGCCUCUUCCUGAUCGAGAGACGGCCGAGCAGGUGGCCGGCCAUGAAGUUCCGCCGUGGCUCGGGCCACCCGUCCUACGCCGAGGUGGAGCCGGCGGGCCACGAGAAGGAGGGCUUCAUCGUGUCCGAGCAGUGCUGAGGGCCAAAUUUCCAGCCAGUGAGGGACGCCGUCACCUCGAUCAUCCUGGAUCUGGAGAAAAGACUCGUUUUGCCGAGCGACUGAAGAUGAGGACGCCACGGAAGGACAACAUGGCUGCCUCGACUGCGACUGUAUGGCAACAGGAGGGAAUGACAUCAUAUAUAUUUUCAAGAACAAUGUGUGAAGGGAUUUACACUUUAUUGUUGCUGAGGCACUACAAUACAGUAUAGGCUUUGAAUGUCCAUCCGGUUAUGUCUUACUUUGCAUUUUCUUCUCAUGGCAUGUUUUCACAGGCCUUUUCUUUUUUCUUGUUUUUUAUUUCACUAACAGCAGAGCAGGUUUGAUUGACUUUUGUACAGCGUUUAUGUACACAUUAAUCCUGCAGAGCCUACAUCAUUUAUCACAGCAAAGUUCAGAAAAUUAUGGUUUUAUUUGAUUUGUGGUAUUAUAUAUACAGGUAUAUAUAUUUUUUUACUAUGGCUGACACUGAAAAAUAAUCAUCCCAUAGAAAUGAAGUGGUAAUGCUACGGUAGAUUAAAAAGUCACAUUUUCUCUAUAAAAAGUGAUAAUAUUAUGAGAAUAAAGUAAUUUUACGGGGGAAAUUAUUAAAGGCAAAUUUUAAUGAGGACAAAAAGUCAUAUAUUAGGAAGUAAAUUCUAAAACUUUUGUUUACAACUAUUCUUGUAGAUUCCUACUUUUUUCAAGAAAAAAAACGUACCCAAAAUGCUAUAUGACCUUAUUAUCUUAUGAAUACAACCUUUUCUCUGAGAAUACUUUUUUCUUUUCUUUUUUUUCUUCAAAAUACAACCAUUCUCAUAAGAUUACUACUUUUUCCCCAUGAAAUCGAAUUUGUUUCCCCUUGAUUGCUACUUUUUUCUUAAGGAAAAAAAAAAGAUUUAUUUCCAUAUUACUACUUUUUCUGUACUUUUUUCUUUAAAUUUUUUUAUUUAAUUCUCGUACGAUUAUUACUUUAUCCACCGAAGUCUGACUUUUUUCCCCUUUUGAAAAUGUUUUAAUUUAGAUUACUACUUCUAAAAGAAGAAAAAUAAAACGUGUUUCCCUCUCAAAAUGUUUUCGAUUUUAUUUAGAUUUUUUUUCAACAUGGUCCUGAUACUCCUUAGUAGUUUUUGAACAUGUGAUUAGCACUCCUCUAAAUGAUUUCUAAUGAGUUUUAAUCCAAUCAAAAGGUUAGUUGUAUGUGUGUACAUUUUAUUCUCAUUUUACUUUUUUUUCUUUGCUACGUGCCAUUUUGUGUUGAAAAGUUUGCACUUUUUUUUUUUUUUUACAUGUGGUACUAAUGCAAAAUAACAAGACAGGCGCUUGUGAGUGUGUAUGGCCAAUCUAUUUUCUUAUUGUUUGUGUGAAUGGGAAAAAACUAAAUGACAAAAAAACAUAAGGGUUUUUAGUUGUGGUUGGAUUUCCAUCAGAUGGCUCUGCACAGAUGAAUUGUUUAUUGAUUAGCCAGAAAAACACAAUUGUCCUGCUUUUGAUUCCUGUGUUUUGAUUGGGCAGUGUGUCCUUUUCUUUUGUUUAGAUUGGGCAGUGUUUGUUUCCUUGGUUCUGAUUGGACAGUGUGUUUCCACCUAUUAACGCGACCCUUAUACUGCCUCACACAUUAAUUACACAGUACAAUACAAUAAUAUACCAAGGCCAAAACAUUUGCAGAUUCAGGUAUAUCAUGGUAAACAUUUGUAGUAUGGCUGCACAGUACAGGGAAAAAUAUUUUUGUAAGUGUCCUUUUCUACUUCGUUAAACCCUUCGUCUUUAAUUUCACACAUAAUCUUAUGUGUGUGUAUGUAUAUAUAUAUAUAUAUAUAUUAAAUACACAUUUCACACGUCAGCCCAACGCCAAAUUGCUACUGACAAAUAUGUACAAUGUAACACUUAAUGGUGAAAUUAAAGAAUUUUUUUUUUUUGCCAUGACCAAAGACACGUCUCGCCUCACAUAAGCCAAAUAAAAUAGUUUACAGAUGGUAAUUACUAAUUUAAGAUGUUGUUGCGAAAUUAACAUUUAAAUAUUCUUCUCGUCCAAUUAUGGCGCUCAAAAGUUAGCCAAGGUUGUUAGCAUGCUAGGCAAAUCGGACAAUUAGAAUUAAACCGUUCGUUAUCUUCACUUGUUGUAUUUAUUCAACGCCAACGUUUGUGUCUAUGCGUGUACUGGAAAGCCAUGAUUGGAAUUGUAAUAUUUGUAGAUAUUAAUUUAAAAAAAUACAAUACCUAUUAGCCGAAGACAACACAACAUUAGUAUGAAUUCCCGCUCAUCCUGAGGAAGUUACCAGUAUAGCCCGGGGUGGCCGUAAAUUGCAGAAUGGAACAGCACAACAGUCUUUAAUUUUUGAAAGAGAACAUUGAAUAUUUAUUUUAAACAUGUUGAGUAAAUGAAUUUUCACUUAAUUACACUGCUGUCAUAAACUUUAAAAAAAAUACCGACGCCUGAAACUGCAAGUGUUUUUGGACUGGCUAAUUUCUUGUUACACUUUGCUAUGGUAAUAUUUUCAAUGAGGAAACAAAAUGGCUGACUGGUGUUACUCACUUUUGACCUGCUUCUGACUGGUGACCUGCUUCUGACUGGUGUCCUUUUCCCCCCCUGAUCUUAUUCCACACCUAUCUCAUCCUUAUAGCAAAAUUUUUGGGUUAAAUGCAUUUUACAUAGUAAAAAUAAUGGUUUAAAAACAAAUAAAAAAACGUGGUUUUAUCAUU
Molecule: messenger RNA, 4338 nt
Organism: Phyllopteryx taeniolatus (common seadragon)
Lineage: Eukaryota; Metazoa; Chordata; Actinopteri; Syngnathiformes; Syngnathidae
Gene: plxdc2b
Product: plexin domain containing 2b
Exons: 14
Coding region: 55-1638 (527 amino acids)
Source: RefSeq, a predicted model, not a curated record